This is a messenger RNA of Cygnus olor (mute swan), 1617 nucleotides long. RefSeq names its product proteasome 26S subunit, ATPase 3 (gene PSMC3). Bases 248 to 1516 code for a protein of 422 amino acids. Gene Ontology annotation, biological process: proteasome-mediated ubiquitin-dependent protein catabolic process. Lineage: Eukaryota; Metazoa; Chordata; Aves; Anseriformes; Anatidae. The record is from RefSeq and is a predicted model, not a curated record. Gene Ontology annotation, cellular component: proteasome regulatory particle, base subcomplex. The transcript has 12 exons. Gene Ontology annotation, molecular function: ATP binding; proteasome-activating activity; ATP hydrolysis activity.
GAGAUGGCGGCGGGGCCAUCACGCAGCACUUUUGGGACGGCGCCGCCCCGCCCGCAGAUUCGCCACGGCCGGCCGCGCUGCGGGGGGCGGCUCUGAGGGAGGGCAAGGGGGCGCGGGGACCCCGGACGGAGCCCGAAGGGCCGCCGCCGAUUUUCGCCUCGCUGUUUGCGGUGGGAGCGCGGAGUCUGCCGCGAGGAACCGGCCGUGAGGAAUCUGCGGCGAGGAAUCACAGCCCGCUGAGGGGAAGAUGGCGUCGGUGUGGGACGAGUCCGAGGAUGGCGUCGGCGAGGAGGUGCUGAAGAUGUCCACGGAGGAGAUCGUGCAGCGCACCCGCCUGCUCGACAGCGAGAUAAAGAUCAUGAAGAGUGAAGUGCUCAGAGUGACCCAUGAGCUUCAGGCCAUGAAAGAUAAGAUCAAAGAGAACAGUGAGAAGAUCAAAGUGAACAAAACCCUGCCGUACCUUGUCUCUAAUGUUAUUGAGCUACUGGAUGUUGACCCCAACGACCAGGAGGAGGACGGAGCAAACAUUGACCUGGACUCCCAGAGAAAGGGCAAGUGUGCUGUCAUCAAGACCUCUACGCGCCAGACAUAUUUCCUGCCUGUUAUUGGCUUGGUCGAUGCUGAGAAGUUGAAGCCUGGAGACCUAGUGGGUGUGAACAAGGACUCGUACUUGAUCUUGGAGACUCUACCCACUGAGUAUGAUUCCCGGGUAAAAGCCAUGGAGGUGGAUGAGAGGCCCACAGAGCAGUACAGUGACAUCGGGGGACUUGAUAAACAAAUCCAAGAGCUUGUGGAGGCCAUUGUCCUGCCAAUGAAUCAUAAGGAGAAAUUUGAAAACUUGGGUAUCCAGCCUCCCAAAGGUGUCCUUAUGUACGGGCCUCCAGGAACCGGGAAGACACUUUUAGCUCGAGCGUGUGCUGCCCAGACCAAGGCUACGUUCCUGAAACUUGCUGGUCCGCAGCUUGUGCAGAUGUUCAUUGGUGACGGAGCUAAGCUGGUACGAGAUGCUUUUGCUCUAGCCAAGGAAAAGGCUCCUUCCAUCAUCUUUAUUGACGAACUGGAUGCCAUUGGAACUAAAAGGUUUGACAGUGAGAAGGCUGGUGAUAGGGAGGUACAGAGGACCAUGCUGGAGCUGCUCAAUCAACUUGAUGGUUUCCAGCCUAACACACAAGUCAAGGUGAUUGCUGCAACCAACCGAGUUGAUAUCUUGGACCCAGCUUUGCUCCGCUCUGGACGAUUAGAUCGCAAGAUAGAGUUCCCGAUGCCUAAUGAGGAGGCCAGAGCCAGAAUUAUGCAGAUCCAUUCACGCAAAAUGAACGUCAGCCCUGACGUGAACUAUGAGGAACUGGCACGCUGCACAGACGAUUUCAAUGGAGCCCAGUGCAAGGCUGUGUGCGUUGAAGCGGGGAUGAUUGCCCUCCGCCGUGGAGCUACAGAGCUCACCCACGAGGACUACAUGGAAGGAAUUCUAGAGGUUCAAGCAAAGAAAAAAGCCAAUCUGCAGUACUAUGCCUGAUCUCUGCCCAGUCAAGGUUGUGGCCUUGGCAGAGCACAGGACUAGACUGGACUGUACCACUUUCUGUCUGGAAAAAAUAAAGCAUUUUUUCCCUCUAAAAA